GGAUAAGGGGCGGGGCAACUUCAGUUUACUUUCCAUCCUCUGAGAAGCUACUGUACAACCUAUUUAUGUCGAUGUGUAAAACACGUCUGUAGGCAAGCAGAUAAACAGCGGACACCAGUCAGCUCACACCUCCAGCUGCCACCGUGUGGGUUUGUGUCAUCGUCUUCCAGCUGUUGAGACGAAGAUGGAGGAGAAGGAGGAGCAGCCGGAGAGGGGAGACACCGACACACACAGCUUCAGGCUUCACAUGGUGACGUGGAAUGUGGCCACAGCUGAUCCUCCAGACGAUGUAACCGUGCUUCUCAAUCUGAACUCCCCAAAAAGCCCGGACCUCUACGUCAUCGGUUUGCAGGAGGUGUACUCAGGGCCACUGAGAUUCGUGUCAGAUGUUGUAUUCAAUGAUCCAUGGAGUCAUCUGUUUAUGUCAAUCUUAGCACCACGGAAUUACGUUAAGGUGUCCUCUAUCAGAAUGCAGGGUUUGCUGCUGCUCUUCUUCUCCAAACUGCAGCAUGUUCCCUUCAUCAGCGACAUCCAGGCCACAUACACACGUACCGGAAUUUUUGGAUAUUGGGGGAACAAAGGUGGUGUUUCCAUCCGUUUGUCUUUCUAUGGCCACAUGCUCUGUUUCCUCAACUGUCAUUUGGCUGCUCAUAUGAAAUAUGCCACUGAGAGAGUAGACGAGUUCGAGUACAUCAUGGACACGCAAACGUUUGCAUGUAAAAAAACUCCAAGAAUUGCUGACCACAAUCUGGUCUUUUGGUUCGGAGAUCUCAACUUCCGAAUUCAGGACCACGGCAUGCACUUUGUCCGCACCUGUAUCAACAAUCAAACCUACAACCUGCUGUGGAGCAAAGACCAGUUGAUCAUGAUGAAGAAGAAAGAACAGACACUUCAGGAGUUUGAGGAAGGCCCUCUGGACUUUCAACCCACGUACAAGUUUGACUUGAACUCUGAUACCUAUGACAGCAGGCAAGUUACUCAUAAAUUUACUUUUUUUAAUCCCCUCCAUCUUAAGUACCUGCUUCUUAAAAUAUUAUCUUGUAUAUAUUUCCUCUACACCUCUUUUCAACUUCACAGGCUCUACAAGACAUGGUUUGGCUUUAAUGGGAAGAAACGCAAACCUGCCUGGACAGACCGGAUCCUGUGGCGGCUCCGGCCCAAAGACUUAACCUCUGAUGAACAAGAUGACAACUCGGAGGUAGUGAAGAAGGUCAAGGAGCUGGAGGAGAAGGAGGAGGACGAGUACCCUCUGAGGAUCAGGCAGGACAUGUAUACCAGCAACAUGGAGUUUACCAUCAGUGACCACAAGCCUGUCAUUGGCAUCUUCACACUUGAGCUGAGGAAGAUGUACGAGACUCCUCUCGUGCAUCUGCAGGCGGAGGGUGAAUGGUGCGCAGACAUUGAUGCCAUGGUCCUUUACAGCCCUCUGCAGCCCUUCCGCUCCAGUUCAUGGGACUGGAUUGGACUUUAUAAGGUUGGAUUCUCCAGUUUGACAGACUACAUCACCUACACGUGGGUCAAAGACGAUGAGGUGGCUUUCAAUGAGGAAGUCAUACAGGUAUAUGUUAGUAAAGAGGAAAUCCCUGUGCGUGGAGGAGAGUGUGUGCUGUGCUACUACAGUAAUACUCUGCGGGGCAUCAUUGGAAUCAGUGAACCAUUCAAGGUCCACGAGUCCAAGGUAGCCAAUGAGGAAGGCUUGCUACAUGACCAGAUUACCAGACUAGACAGAAUUGUAGCAAGUUAAGGUGUUCGAGACUGAUCUCCAGGAGUCAUAGCUUUGAUUUAGUGUAAAGAUGAAACAGUUUGGACCUGGAUUUCCUGAACUAUGACCAGAUUUUUCAUAACUGUGCUUCUUCACCGGUCAGUGAAAGAGCAGAUUAGGAAAUGCCCCACUGGCCUCUCUAAUGCUACUGGAGUAGUUUACUUAACACCCCUGUGGUCAGUACACCUUUUUUGUACAACUGGUUCCUAUGGUCACAUUCUCUCUACGUGUGUUAACAAGAGUCUGAGCUCUGAAAACCUGCGACUGGGCACAUUACACUGGAAACUUAGAAUUAAUUUAGCUUUAGCCGGAGCAAAGAACUGCCAGCUUUAUCUUGUGGGCUAAAAUGUGGUACACAGUGAAUGUCAGGUGAAAGGAAGGGGUCAGGUAACUUAAUGUAGUUUGACCUUUGUAUUCGGCCUGUUUAUAAAAAUAAUCUGCAGAUGGAGCUUCAGCAAAGGCUGAGACCAAUGAUGGUUUAUUGAGAUGGGCGACUUGACUCUAGUUCCUCCCCAUAGUACAAAAAUGUAACCAAAAUAUCUCUGACACAGAGGCUAUCUUGUGCUGGUGACGUUAAUUAAAGCCAGAGUCUUUGCAGUAGUAUGAAGCUGCACUAGAAAGGUCAUGCUGAUACCUGCCUGUCCAACUGUAAAUCAAUCUCAGCUGUCAAUCAUAACAUUUCACCCUGUUUUAUACCAUCAAAUAACUAAUGAACUUAUCUGAAAAGAAACACGUCAGUGUGAUAAGAACGACCUAAAAUGAUAGAAAUCAUCUAAAGGAACAUUUAUUUGGUGUGUGAUUUGACUUUUUAGCUUGGUCCAUUUGCCAGCUGCUAACAUGGAGGGUGUGUGUGUUGGUAACCUGCAGCCAACCACCAGGGGGCAAUCUUAAGGUUUUGGCUCCACUUUUAAAAACUGUCAUGUCGUCCAUCUUUAUAUGUAAGUCAUUGGCUGAAAUAUAAAGCUCAUUCAGCCUGUAAGUGUACUAAGAGUUCAGUUAAGACUCACAGGUUUUGACUUUUAUUUCCAGAUAUUUCAUAUCUGGAAUAUCUUUCGCCUGCUAUCAUCUCUAAUUUCGAUCUCAAAGUCACUCCUAAUAUCUCCAGGAUAUUUGUCUUAACUUAAAUGGGUACAUUGCAAAUCUACUUCAGCAUACAUUUUGAUGGUAUUAAUUUCUCAAAAUUUAAACAAAUCCACGUUAAAAAAAAACGGCUCAAAUUGUAGCCUACAGGUAACUCAUUCACAUCUCACACUUGAUUUUGUCUGUGGGGGGUGCACUGUGUUAGACUGAAAAGCCCUGAGUUGGAUGUAAUGAAAAAGUAGUAGGUUAAGUGUGUUGUAGGAUGUGUUACGGCCUGCUGCUUUGUGUGAACAGUUCAAUGCGUUAGUUCAAAGUUAAAGGCUGUGCUCAUGAAGAAACGUUUGAAGACUUCCAAAUGCUGUCAGAGCUGCCUUCAUGAGGCUGAAGGAAUAGUUGGAAGUUUAAGUAAGUUGAGAACAAACUUAUUACACUGAAUAAAAGGAAAAGGGAAAUGCAAAGGUAACAAAGCCCAUUGGCAAUUUGUGUUUUCAAUUGCUAACAAGGUUAAUGCAUGGUUCACUGCUGAAGCAACCGUUCAUUGCUGAAUUAGCAAACAUUCAGAGGUGGGUAUCCAUGAAUCACUCUCGUAACUAGAUUGUCUUAACUUGAUUUAGGUUAAGGCUUAAGUUUCCAUGUGCUCAGUUGAGUCUGUCCUAAAUCUUUGGAUUAAAAAGGAUUUCCUGUUGAAGGGGAAAUCAGAGCUUCGUAUCUGUGGGAGAGAAUUGUCAAAAAGAAAUGCUGUAUUUAAAAUAAGGAUCGAGUCAGUUUAUAACCAGCGAAUGUUACCUCAAACUGUUGACGUUUAUAGAACCACUGAACAUAAAGUUGUUCAGUCACAUAUCUCAUUACCACCAGGGAGCUGGUAGCUCUGUCAGCUGCCAGGAUCCAGAGUCUUAUAAAUGAGGAUUAAAUGGGUCCAAUGUCCCGAUCUUCUACAAAACAUGUGAAUCACAUAGAGAAAUGUGUGUGACAUUUUAUGCUCUUUGUUGAAACUUGGCCUUCUCCACUCAAAUUGGAGAGGAAACUGAAAUGGCACUUUAGUUUGGUGAGCCCACACACUUAUUUUACUGACGUAGUUUUUGGUACUAGAUAAUGACUGAAAAAAACUUUUAAGGGCGGAAAUUAAGUGAAAUUCAAAUUUAUGGAAGUGAAGAAUUCCUUGUGUAAGAUUAUCUAAUUUAAUAUGUUUCCUAUCCUGAAAUGAUUGCUGUGUAUUGAAAGCUGGACCUUUUUGUGGUUUUAAAUGUUUAUUAAUUUAAAUAUGUUAAUAGUAGAGUUUGUUACUUUGCUGUGUGAGUGGACUGAUUCUAGGAAGAUAAGAAAAUAUGUAUAAGUUUAGAUUUUCUCCUCAUAGUAUUGUAAAAUAAACGUGUUUGCUCUUGGAGAACUUGAAACAUAGAUAUAGAAAAUAAAACUUUGACUUUUUGAAGAUUGCUUAUGACUCAUUUUCAGCUCGCUGCCUCGUUAACCUACCAGCAUUUCUUCCGAUUUAUAGUAACCCUCCCACCCAAGUUCUGUUUGUGGCAUAACAGUCAGAUGGAGAACUCCAUGAUAUGUUACACUGAUGAUUGUUAUAAAUAAGUACAGACAGCUUUACUCAUUUUUAUUGGUGUGUUUUAAGAGAAACAUUAGGAUUCAGCAAGUGCCUUUGAAAUGAUUGUCGCUUUACAAUUACUGUACUUUACUAUGCUGCUCAAUUUUGAAACAAUGUGUACUAUUAAUAUACAUACGAUUAUUUGAUCAUAACACGGCGUGGUUUUCAUGGCCUUUUCUUGUUAGGAGAAAUUUUGGUUUUUAGUAUUGCUGUUCUGAACUUUCCGCUCUCUUUUGCUGAAUGCUACUGGCUUGCUGGAAUGAAUUAUAUUAGCUGUUGUUUAUUUUAUUUUAUUUUUCUAACUAAAGAGAAACAUAUUUUCUCAAGUAGUGAUGAAACGAAAUGUACUGUAACAGAACCAACAAAUGUAUGGCAGAUAUUAAAGUACUUAUAUAUGA
Pleuronectes platessa (European plaice) is the source of this 4834-nucleotide messenger RNA. RefSeq names its product inositol polyphosphate-5-phosphatase Ka (gene inpp5ka). Lineage: Eukaryota; Metazoa; Chordata; Actinopteri; Pleuronectiformes; Pleuronectidae. Gene Ontology annotation, cellular component: ruffle; endoplasmic reticulum; cytoplasm. Gene Ontology annotation, molecular function: phosphatidylinositol-4,5-bisphosphate 5-phosphatase activity; inositol bisphosphate phosphatase activity; phosphatidylinositol-3,4,5-trisphosphate 5-phosphatase activity. The record is from RefSeq and is a predicted model, not a curated record. Gene Ontology annotation, biological process: negative regulation of phosphatidylinositol 3-kinase/protein kinase B signal transduction; negative regulation of insulin receptor signaling pathway; phosphatidylinositol dephosphorylation. The transcript has 13 exons. Bases 185 to 1744 code for a protein of 519 amino acids.